Molecule: messenger RNA, 1401 nt
Organism: Oikopleura dioica
Lineage: Eukaryota; Metazoa; Chordata; Appendicularia; Copelata; Oikopleuridae
Source: the annotation of a GenBank genome assembly
AUGUGGGUCUGCGUAGAAGAGCGGGUUGGCGAAAUCUCCCACUUUGCGAAAAUCAGAAGAAGAAUUGUCUUUGACUCCAUUUUCGCGCUUUCUCAGGGCAGAAUUCCAGAGUUGGCACACCGCCCGAUUGGCGACGAAGUCACUUACUACGACAAUUGUAAUGUUCACAGAGCGACUUUUUUAUGCAGUUCUGAAACUCGAAAUUUCACGCCAAAAGAUCUCAUCGCCAAUUUAUUGAACUCUGAAGAAGACCUUCGCCUUUUUGCAGCCUCGAACGGAAUCGGUGAGCCGCAGACACAGACGAUCGUUGAAUUGACGCUCGAAGUUUUUCUGUUUCUUUUGGCGAAAUUCGAACGAAACAACUUGAGCGGAGAAAACGACGCUGAUUUCGACAUUUUGCACGAGGAUGAGUCGCGAACUGCCAGCAGCGCCACCGAUUUCGACCUUCCGGUGAUUGAGACGAUCGAAACCGCCGUCGACGAAGAUCAACUCGGCCACAAAUCGCCGAGAAAUGAUGAAGGGUUGAACACUUGCACGGAUGAUGAACGAGAUGCGACAGAGCUCGACUCGAUGGAGAUUCCAGAACUCGAGCCCGCGCCGCUAGACGACCCUUCCCACGAGAUCGCCAACUGCCACGAGCAAGAACUCGACCCUGAUCAUUCCAACAUCGCCCAUUUGAACCUCGCCGAUUUCAUCAAAAUCGAGCCCGAGUCCGAGUUCAUCCCUCUUCCCGUCUCACUGCCUCCUCCCGAAAAAAGUGCCUCUCCGUCAAAAAAAUCGACGAACCAAAAGUCGAGAAACUCGCAAAAUCGAAAAUCGUCAAAGCCAAAAAAGCUGAAAUCAAGGAAGAAUCAAAAUCUUUCAGUCCAAAGCUCGACUUCGAAUUCGAGACUCGAAAAUUCGAACUCGAAUUCGAAUUCGAGCAAUUUGGGAAUGCUCGAAUGCAAUUUAGUUUCGAGCGAGAUCCUCGAGGACAUUCGAAUUUCGACAAAUUCAAGCCUUGAAAAUCACAAAUUCGCGAAAGUUCCGAAACUCAGCGAAGUCGAACUGGGCGAGCGUCCUUUCCCAUGCGAGCACUGCGCGAAAAGCUAUAAAACGAAGCGGCUGCUGGACGCGCACCUCCGCCGCGUGCACCAAGUUUGCGUGCUCUGCUCGCUGCGAUUCGAAAGCGACAAGGAACUGCAAAUCCACCGGGAGAUCUCGCACAAGGUCCGCAAGUACUACUGCCACCUGUGUCUGUUUUGGACGAACAAGGAAUCGGCUCUGGAAAAUCACGUCAGCAAAAUUCAUCCGAGAGAGAAUCAGCGCAAGGCGGAGGAAUUCACUUGCGACCACUGCAAGAAAGUUUUCUCCAGAAAGCAUCAACUAAAAAAGCAUCAAAACCUGAACUGCGACGACUAA